CGGGCAGGCGUGCGCGCGUGUGCAUACAAGGGAGGGGCUGCUAGUCGCUUGGAGAGCGGCUUCUGUUGCCCUGCAAACGGGUCGGGGAGGAGGGUCUCGGGGCUUCCCUUGCGUCUCUCCCAAGUCCGGCCUCGGGGCCGUCACCUUCUUCCCGCUGUAGUGCCGGGGCGCCCAGGAGCCGCUGGGUGCAGAGCCCAGGAGCCGCUGCCCCGUCGCGCCCCCAGCUGAGUGGAGGGGGAUCCGCACCCGCCGUGGAAGAGACUCUCGGGCGGGCGCCGCGGCUCCUGCGAGCUGAUCUCUGCGGCCGAGCCGUCGGGGAUGGCGACGCCAGGGCAGGAGGGCCUGGCUGGGCCGUGGGACUGGAGCUGCCCGGCCACCCGGACCCGCCUGGAGGACCUCUAUUUCCCGGGCCAGAGCGGCGGAGAGAGGAGCGAGUUCUGGGCCUUUUUCCAUCGCCUCCAGCGCUUCCAGAGCCUGCAGCCCCCGAAGCGGGGAGACGUCGUCGUCGUCCGGGAGGCGAUGCCCGAGCCUGGCCUAGGCGCCGCGGGGCUGCCCCAGGAGUAUGACCCCCGGUACCGCUCCAGCCUGUGGGUGCCGGAGCGAAAGGCGCCCGGCGUGGCUCCGGGGCAGGCGCGUGAGUUCCGCCGGGCCCUGCUCCACUUCUGGGACUUCCGCCAGAAGCAGAGCUUUGCCCGCCUGGCGAAGCUCCAGCGGGAGCGGGCGGCCUUGCCCAUGGCUCGCUACAGGGACCAGCUGAUUGCCGCCGUGGCAAGCAGCCAGGUAGUGGUGGUAGCCGGCGACACCGGCUGCGGGAAGUCCACCCAGGUGCCUCAGUACCUCCUAGCCGCCGGCUACAGCCACGUGGCCUGCACCCAGCCCCGCCGCAUCGCCUGCAUCGCCUUGGCCAAGCGGGUGGCCUAUGAGAGCCUCCAGCAGUACGGAGACCAGGUGGGGUACCAGAUCCGCUUUGAGAGCACGCGCUCGCCAGCCACACGGAUCGUCUUCCUGACGGAAGGGCUGCUCCUGCGCCAGGCCCAGCGGGAGCCCACCCUGCCUGGCUACCACGUGCUGAUUGCUGACGAGGUCCACGAGCGCCACCUCCACGGCGACUUCCUCCUGGGGGUGCUACGCAAGAUCCUUCCUGCCCGGCCCAGCCUCAAGCUGGUGCUCAUGUCGGCCACCAUCAACAUCCAGCUCUUUGCCGACUACUUUGGUGGCGUGCCCGUGGUACAGGUCCCUGGCCGGCUCUUCCCCAUCACGGUCUUGUACGAGCCUGUCUGCCUGGAGGAGGGUGCCGGUGGGCGUAGGGAGCGGCUGGACGCCCGGCCCUUCUUGCGAGUGCUCCAGGCCAUCGACCACAAAUACCCCCCAGACGAAAGGGGAGACCUGCUCAUCUUCCUCAGCGGUGUGGCUGAGAUCGGGGCUGUGGUGGAGGCUGUGCAGACGUAUGCCCGGCACACCCAGCGCUGGGUGGUUCUUCCUCUCCACAGCACUCUCUCUGUAGCCGAGCAGGAUAAGGUAUUUGAUGUGCCUCCCCCAGGAGUCCGGAAAUGCAUCGUCUCCACCAACAUUGCAGAGACAUCAGUGACCAUUGAUGGGGUUCGGUUCGUGGUGGACUCGGGGAAGGUGAAGGAGUUCAGCUAUGACCCCAAAGCCAAACUGCAGCGAUUGCAGGAGUUCUGGAUCAGCCGAGCCAGUGCUGAGCAACGCAAGGGCCGGGCCGGCCGGUCUGGGCCAGGUGUCUGCUACCGGCUCUACGCGGAGUCAGAUUAUGACGCCUUUGCUCCCUACCCAGUGCCAGAGAUCCAGCGGGUGGCACUCGAUGCCCUGGUGCUGCAGAUGAAGAGCAUGGGGUUGGGGGACCCCCGAGUGUUCCCUUUCCUGGAGCCGCCCCCCCUAGCCAGCCUGGAGACGGCCGUGAACUACCUAAAGCACCAGGGGGCACUGGACCCAGAGGAGAACCUCACGCCCAUUGGGAGCCUCCUGGCCGAGCUGCCUGUUGACGUGGUGGUUGGGAAGAUGUUGGUGCUGGGGACCCUCUUUGGCCUCUCUGCGCCCACCUUGUCCAUUGCGGCUGCUCUCAGCGUGCCUUCUCCGUUCCUGCGCAGCAGCAGCGGCCGCAGCAACCCUGAUUGUGUCACCGCCCGCCAACCCCUGCAGAGUGCCCUGGGAGACCCCCUGACCCUGCUCAACAUCUUUGACGCCUGGGUGCAGGAGAAAUCUGCUCAUGGCGGUGGGUCUCGCCGUUGGUGUCGGCGUCGGGGCCUGGAGGAGCACCGGCUCUACGAGGCAGCCAACCUGCGGCGCCAGUUCCAAGAGCUGCUACGAGACCAUCGGCUGCUGGAACCCGCCGUGCGGCCCAGCGACUCCUACACGCGGCAGAGCCACUAUCGGGCGCACCGGGAACUGCGCCGGCUCAAGCGGGAGCACGAGCAAGGGGAGGGGCGGCGGCGCAAGGUCCUGCGGCUGCGGGAGGAGGAGGAGGAGGCUGACUCUUCCUCGGGAGACGACGGGGGCGCCAAGCAUGGCCUUGACAUCCAGGAUGUGAAAUUCCAGUUGCGGCACAACGUGUCAGAGCUGCAGGCAGCAGCUUCUCUGGCCCAAGCGCUCUCUCCUGGGCAACUCGCUCUCCUGCAGCUGGUGGUGGGUCGUGGCCUCUACCCACAGCUGGCUGUCCCAGACCCCUUCAACAAGACCCGCAAAGACUCGGACCAGAUCUUCCACACGAAGGACAAGGUGGGCGUCGUUCUGCAUCCCGCCAGCGUGUUUGCCACCUCUCCUGAGCUGCUGCAGCAGGCCCAAGGAAGAGGCCCUGAGUGUGGAGCUCAUAGAGAUGCCCAGGAGGGAUUGAGCAGCCGCCAUCAGGUCCUGGCCUUUGUGUCGCUGCUGGAGACGCACAAGCCCUACCUCGUCAGCUGCCUCCGUCUUCCUGCGCUUCAGGCCCUGCUGCUCUUGGCUCGCUCUCUGGACACAAACGCCGACUGCACACGCAUGGUGGCCGAUUCCUGGCUGGAGCUGCAGGUUCCCACGGCGGAGACGGCCCUGCAGCUGCUCCGCACAGCCCUGCGCGUCCGGGGCUCCUGGGAGAAGAUCCUGGACCGGCAGCUGGAGAGCCAAAGCGGCCGAGGCCGGGGGGAGGAGAAGCGGCCCAGUGCCCAUGAGGUGCACCAGCUCACCCAGGAGCUGCUGACGUUCCUGAAGGCCGAGGUGCUGUAUAGCCUACGGCGUAUGAUGCCUCUGGAGCAGCAGAACCUCUACGUGGGGCCUCAGAUGGUGGCCGCGGGAGCAGAGGGGCUGCGUUGCCUCUUCCAGGGGCUGGAGGUGACCCCUAAUGAGGUCAAGGGCGGCUACAACGUUGGCAGCUUCUUGACAUUUAAUUGCCUGGCGGGCACGGAGGGGGAUCUCUAUCGUGAGUGCCUCCGCACCUUCUGGACCUGUCCUCGAUGCGGCCUCUACAUGCCCUUCACCCCUCUGGAGCGCCUGGCCCACGAGGAGGCCUGUCAGGCACUGAGCCAAGAAGGGGAGCCCAGCCUGGAAGGCCCCCCCAAAGGUGCCUUGGUGACCUCUCCUACCAGCUGCACCUUGCAGCGCCUGUACCAUUGUGCUGACUGCCUGCAGGACCUCCUCCUCACGCCCACCGAAAUCUUGCGUCACCGGAAGCAGCACCAGGGCCAGGAGUUGCGGCGGGGAGACUUGAGGGGGCCCCAAUUGCCGUAGUGACGGGCAAAGGAAGGUAUGGCGCUGUGAGAAGGACGUGCCAGGUAAGGGGAACGCGGUCCAGACAUGUUGUGGCUGUGCCUUGUUCCGGUCCUUCCCACACCCGCAAGGUCGUUGGUAGUCCUAUCAGCCAACUCUCAGAUCUCCAGUUGCUGUUAUUAAAUGCCAGAUCGGUAUAUAAUAAAACCUCCCUCGUCCACGAUUUGAUUGUGGAUGAGGCAGCCGAUCUGGCAUGUAUAACCGAGACCUGGGUGGGUGAGCAGGGAGGAGUUGGUCUCUCUCAGCUCUGCCCACCGGGGUACUUGGUUCAGCAUCAUGGUAGAUCUGAGGGUCGGGGAGGUGGGGUUGCUGUCGUCUAUAAGAGUUCUAUCUCACUCACCAAGCACCAUGUUCAUUCAGUUACUGGCCUGGAGUGUUUGCACCUUGUGUUGGGCCAGAGGGACAGGCUGGGAAUCCUUUUGGUGUACCGCCCACCUUGCUGCCCAAUGGCUUCCCUAACUGAGCUGGCGGAAGUGGUCUCGGAUAUAUUGUUGAGGUCCCCCAGACUAAUAGUACUGGGGGAUUUCAACAUUCAUGCCGAGACCACUUUGUCUGGCGCGGCUCAGGACUUCAUGGCUUCCAUGACAGCCAUGGGGCUGUCUCAAUAUGUUAGUGGUCCAACACAUGUAUCGGGGCACACUCUAGACCUUGU
Messenger RNA from Rhineura floridana, 4408 nucleotides. RefSeq names its product DExH-box helicase 34 (gene DHX34). NCBI's taxonomy places the organism in Eukaryota, Metazoa, Chordata, Lepidosauria, Squamata, Rhineuridae. The coding region runs from base 319 to 3717 and encodes 1132 amino acids. The transcript has 17 exons. Gene Ontology annotation, biological process: nuclear-transcribed mRNA catabolic process, nonsense-mediated decay. The record is from RefSeq and is a predicted model, not a curated record. Gene Ontology annotation, cellular component: intracellular anatomical structure. Gene Ontology annotation, molecular function: metal ion binding; RNA binding.